Molecule: messenger RNA, 1419 nt
Organism: Drosophila mauritiana
Lineage: Eukaryota; Metazoa; Arthropoda; Insecta; Diptera; Drosophilidae
Exons: 1
Coding region: 14-751 (245 amino acids)
Source: RefSeq, a predicted model, not a curated record
CUCAACUUUGGAAAUGAGUCAAGAGGAGAACGCAACCACUGAAAAAUUUGUGUUCUAUGAGUUCGCAUGGCCACUUUUGGUAGCUGUUUUCGAGUUGAACCUCUACAGAAUCAUCCUUGAGCUUUUGGCCCACAUCCUGCUGAUCGUAAUAGCCGUGGUGGUGGUCAGGAAGACCUCGGGAAUGGAUGACCACCGCAGCGGCCAGCACGCCCUGUACGUCGUUUUGGGACUGUUCCUGUGCGUGGGUGAAUCUCUGCUGGUGUGCCACUCCUGGUGGUUAGGAGACUUCAUCUCCGAAAACCGGCUCAACCUUCUGCACAUGGUAUUGGGAAUAGUGGGACUUUGGCUGGGACUGGUGGGGAUUUUCUCGAAGAGCAUCUCCAAGAGCAAGACACAUGAGACGCACUUUAUUUCCAAACAUGGAUUGUGUGGCCUGUUGGGAUUCCUGCUUAUCGCUGGGGCCGUGGCCAGUGGGUUCGCCCUGGUGUGCUUCACCCACCUGGCUUUGCACGUCACCCACCGAUUGAUGGGCUUGUGUGGCUUCGUGCUCCUCUCGUGCAGCCAGUGGUUCGCCCUCAAUCUGGGAUUCGCACGAAAGGAGUGGAGCACCUGGAAAAUUAAGUGGCUCAAGAUCUCCACGCUGGGCGCCACCAUUGCAGUGGUUGGCUACGAGUUCCUCUGCCUCUGUGGGGACAUUGUCCAUUUGCUACCCAAAAACUGGUUCCAAGCCAUCGGACUGAAAGUUGAUUAAAUUUUAUGACCCAGCCUUGUGAAUAACUAUUGAAUUGCUAAAGGUAAUCGCAAAGUGUUUAUAUUAUCUAAGCCCUACCAUAUAAUAGAGUAAUACACACAAAAUUUACAUUUAUAAGAAUCCUAUUCAGCAUAACAGAAAAUAUUAGGAUGAUCAAACGAAGUUCGUUAAUCAAUUCCGAAAGAAACAUUAGCAUACUUUCUGACUUUCAACUGAGAAAUUCCUUGGGAAAAGCACUUUAAUAACUAUGAUUGCUAUAUGGUUAUAUUGCAUUGUACCUAAGAGUUUAGAUAUGUUUGAACAUUGUUAAAUAAAAAAUAAUAAAUUCCGUGUCAAAAAUCUCAGAUUUAUUGCAAGACUAAAGAAAAGAGUAAAAUUACAGAGGGCUCGCAUGUGAAAUAUUGGCCAACCUUCAGUCUUUCACCUGUAGAAUUGGCCAUUUCCCCGCACAAGAAGCCUCUUGGCUGGCAUAUUAAUCACGGGACAAAGCCAUAAUUCCAUCCCAACGAGGCUCGAUCAAUCAGCGGAGCGGGAACACACAUUUGCCCCCUAUACCAUACACCCCUCCCAUCGAGAUCCACAUUGGACAUUGGGUAUAUGACCGGUGGCCGGGGAUGGGAUGCGACCACUUCGCAUGCGUCGCUGACUCCGAGAGCAGGUCCAUCAUA